GAAGAUAAUUCAUGAAAUCAUUGUACAGCAUUAUAAACAAUAAGAUUUGUCAGAAAUAUAUCAAACUGUCCGCUUGAAAUUUAGUUCAUACACAGGACUUUCAUAUUUGGUCACAUGGACUGAGUUUUUUUAAAAUAGAAUCGCAAAAUAAGCAAAACGAAGCCAAGUUGAUUUGGAUUUUAACAAUAGCGAAUUAUCAUACAACAAAAAUGCUUCCAACCUCAUCCCAAGCYUCUUUUCCUUCUUUUUUGACACCGUUUUGAUGAAUAAAGUAMAAAGURAGUUUAUAUUAUUUUGUAUUUUUAGAUAUUUCUUUUUUCGCUCUAUGUUUCUGUCUGAAUUUUUUCGCUUUCAUUUUUGUUAUGAUGGAUCGAGUUAUGUGCGAUUUUUKGCYAUCUGCGAUAUAUCUGAACAGCGGCUUAUCGCGCGCGCAAUUAUGACGUCACAAUCGACUAUUACUUCAUUAGCUGUAAAGAGAUUUUCCUGUCGACGGCCGGUAAGUUUGCUCUUGAUCGAAAAAUAGUUGUUUUUGCCAAAAUCGUUAAAUCUAAAUCUUUCACAGGCUAUAAAACUAUUUCAAGCUAAAAAGACUUCAAGUUUGCUCUCAGAUUGUUCACACAACCAAUUAGAAAUGUCCAAUCGAAGAAGGCAAAAUUUACGUUAUCGACCAGAUCCCGUCAUGCAAAUGGAGAUCGUCAAUCUGCAAAAUUUAGUUCAAAAUCUGGACGAAGACCUUCAGUUGAUGAGGAAGCAAUAUAGCAACAUGAGUCAGUUUUUCUCCAAACGUGAGCAGGAACUGUUGAACCAAAUCGAGGAAAUGAGAAAAGUUCAUCAGGCAGAAAAAGCACAACUCCUGGCUCAGCUUAAAGGAAAAAAUGAUGACAUUCAGUGUUUGAAUACACAGCAUCAACAUGUUAUAUACAGCUACGAAGAAAUAAUUUCUCGAAAUUUGGAAAAGCUACAAGAGACAGAAAGGCAAUUGGCUGAUAUGAUUAUAAGAGAAACAGUUAAAGAUAUCAUUACUGCUGUUUUCGAGCAAGGAAGAAAAGUKUAUGAGAACAUUGAAGACUCCUUCAGUCUCAUCAGUUAUUUCUGGAGGGACCAUUAAUGAACUACCGACCGACCAUUUGGACGAGACAGCAUGGAGUUGAUUCAGUAAUUAUUUAUUAAUUUUUUAACAAAUGUAAUCUAUUUACUUUUUUGAGUUGAUAUAUGAUAAAAUAUAUUGAAUAAACAUGA
Messenger RNA from Exaiptasia diaphana, 1239 nucleotides. RefSeq lists its product as uncharacterized. Bases 632 to 1108 code for a protein of 158 amino acids. The transcript has 14 exons. The record is from RefSeq and is a predicted model, not a curated record. NCBI's taxonomy places the organism in Eukaryota, Metazoa, Cnidaria, Anthozoa, Actiniaria, Aiptasiidae.